UUAUAUUUUNGUUUCCCCCCUCAAUGUUCAUCCUGGAUUAUUACACCUAAAAAAGAAUUUUUGCCCAGCAGCUCAAAGUCCCGUUUAGCUGCUACUUCCACAGCUGAAAAAGUGUCAAUCAAACCUAUUGGUCUAUAAUGCUAAAAGCUAUACAAAUUAUUGGUUCCUCUUCUUCAGGGUGUUUUUCCCUUCCCCAGAGAUUCAAGCAGCCUUGUUCAAGAAUUUCAAUCAUUUCGAGAAAACCCAUCGAGCCCACAAAUUUAAGAAGUCCCAAGACUCGAUCUUUGGCUUUUCAAAUUCGUAAAAUCACUCAUUUUACCGCUUUCCAAAUGUCCAACACCCGUUCCGAGUCGAGCCCAGAUGGCGUUUUACCAUCUUCAUCAUCAUCGUCUACAGCAGUUCAGACAACUGGCUGUAGUAGGAAAAUCAAUUUCUGCCAAUGGUGUGGUGGCUCGACAAAGCAUGAGAUACCGGAUGGGGAGGAAAAGGCAAGAGCCAUUUGCACACUGUGUGGGAAAAUCACUUAUGAGAAUCCAAAAAUGGUUGUUGGUUGCCUCAUUGAACAUGAAAACAAGAUACUGCUAUGUAAACGCAAUAUUCAACCGUCAUUUGGCCUUUGGACUCUUCCAGCCGGAUACUUGGAGAUUGGAGAAUCUGCUGCAGAAGGAGCAAUUAGGGAAACUUGGGAGGAAGCAAAUGCAGAAGUCGAAGUUCAGUCACUGUUUGCUCAUUUAGACAUCCCUCUCAUCGGCCAAACGUACAUUAUUUUCCUGGCAAAGUUGAAGAGACCACACUUUGCACCGGGUCCAGAAUCAUCCGAAUGCCAGCUUUUUGCGCAUGAGGAUAUUCCUUUUGAUUCUUUGGCGUUUUCAUCGAUGUUGGUCACGUUGAAAUUGUACUUUGAAGAUAUGAAGGUUGGAAGUCCCAAGUUUCACUAUGGCAUCAUAAACAAAAGGCCCGGUACAAGCCCUUCGGAGAUUAAUGCUUACACGUUCGAUCAUCAUAUGAAAUGCUGACAAAUUACAUCCCUCGACUGGGAUGAACAUAGUGUAGAAAGUCGACUGUUAGGUUUUUAGGGCCCAACACUAAGUCGUCCUUGAUAUGUUUUGUAAUUUGUUUCACUUGGCAGUGUUGCUUUCUUCUUCUUGCAGGUGACAAAUUGCAUAAUUGUACUAACUGAAUUGUACUGUACAUUUGAAUAUCAAAAGGGGAUUAUUACAGAAUGCUCCUUGAGGUUUGAUUCAUUACACAGAACUCUUAUUCGGUGUCAAUUAGUUGGAAAUAAU
Molecule: messenger RNA, 1286 nt
Organism: Striga asiatica
Lineage: Eukaryota; Viridiplantae; Streptophyta; Magnoliopsida; Lamiales; Orobanchaceae
Source: the annotation of a GenBank genome assembly